Molecule: messenger RNA, 675 nt
Organism: Eruca vesicaria subsp. sativa (arugula)
Lineage: Eukaryota; Viridiplantae; Streptophyta; Magnoliopsida; Brassicales; Brassicaceae
Source: the annotation of a GenBank genome assembly
AAAAUAUGAAAGGCUUAGAAAUGGUGGUGACGUCUUUCUCUUCAUCGCCGCCUAUCUUCUUCUUCUCCCUUGCAUCUGAUCCUCAAGUUUCUUCUUCCACUCUCCAUGGACGUUUUACGCUUCCUUUGACUCCUUCUUCCUCUUCUCUAGUAAAGGGAGUAAGAAGACACCAAGAUGCAACAAGAGCCAGAGGUGGAGCAGUUCGAGUCCUAGCUAAUCCAAAUGCGUCAUCUCCUCCUCCUGGAAAAGUAAAGGCAAAAAAAGAGGUAAUCAUGGUAGACCCUCUUGAGGCCAAGAAAUUAGCAGCCAAGCAAAUGGAAAAGAUCAAAGGCAGAGAGAGGCAACAGAGAAGGCGUGAAAUAGAGGCUAUAAACGGAGCAUGGGCAAUCAUAGGACUCACCACAGGCCUUAUAAUCGAAGCGCAAACAGGGAAGGGUAUCUUGGCUCAGUUGGUUGGUUAUUGGUCUGCGCUUCUGCAUCUAUUCACUCCAUCAACAUAGUACACAAUCCAAACCUGACCAUUUGGUUUACUCUAGUUUCUUCUGAUUUUGUUCAUGUAAGUUGUUUACUAUUCUCUACUCCACAGCUAUGUGUAUGUGCAGAUCCUAAGAAGGAUACACGAUUUAUAUACAGUUAAAAGAAGUGAACCAAUGUUGCAGAUAUGUUUGGUCUAUA